CAAUGUGUCGAUUAGUUUACAGCGUGGAGUGAAUUGAAUUUGUAAAAUAUAAAUUAAACGAAACGUGAAUUGGUAAAAUAUAAACAAACGCGAAAUGGAGGAUGUCCUGGAGACGAUGCAGCUGCAGGACAUGCAGUGCGACGUGUGCGGGGAGAAGACGUUCCAGGAGCGCGAGGGAUUCUACUACUGCGUGGAGUGCGGCACGCAGAAGGAUCAGAUUCGAGCGGUGGACAUAACCGCGGAGAUAAACUUCAAUGACACCACCAAGUACGCCUCCCGGACCAUCCGCAAGCCGAAGGAGGUGGCCAACGACGACCACAACGACCCCACCUCGUGGGAGUUCUACAACUACGUGCUGCGCGGCUUCCUCCAGGAGCUGCUCAACAUGGGCGCCAAGCCGGAGCUCAAGCUGAUGACCCUGCAGGUGUGGGCAGCCUACAUGUCCCGCAUGGAGGUCGCCUUCUGCCGGGGCAACACCAUAGGACUGCCCAAGCUGAAUGUGCGAGCGCUGCUCAGAGAUGCCCGCGUCAUCUACAAAUACCAGCCGCCCAAAGUCAAGAGGGGCAAAAAGCAAACUGCAAGCGACCCAAACGACGAUCGCGCCAAGAUCAGAUUGUGGAACAGGAUGAAGCGCAACCUCGACGCCUCGGGCUACAAGAAACAAGGAGGUGCUUCAGAGUCCGAUGGAAGAAGUAUCGGCAUUCAAUGGUCAACACGUGCCCGCAAGUCCCUAAAACGCCAGAUGACCCUGAAGCACCUGGACAAGCACAGUGAACGCAGCAUGUCGUGCCACACCCUGAAACCCAUGGCCAAGCAACUACAUAAUUUUGACCGCAACGUAUACCUCCUCAACUUGACGAAGUUAUUCGUUGUGCUGGGCAUAGCCCUUAACAUGGUGGAAGAUGAUAUCCAGCUAACGGACCUGCUGCGGUUCAUUGAUGAGGAGCACUUGGCCAAGCGGUUCAUGCAGAACUAUCUGCCUGAAAAUUUGGCCACCAGGGGAAAGUCGCUGCUCAAGGAUAUGGAGUUCAGCCGCCAAAAGGACAAGUGCACUCACACGUCCUUGCGCCAACAAAUCUCCUUUCUUUCGCGAUUUAUAAGUUUGACUGAUUACCAGAAACCGAAUCUGCACUCCCUGGCGGAGCGCUAUAUCUUGGAAUUGGGCCUGCCUCCACGCCUAGCAAAGUACGUGGGCGGCCUCAUCGACCUGUAUCCGCCAAAGUUCUACAACGCCUUGGGUAUUCACGUGUACCCGCAGUUUGAGGCCAGGACAAUGGCCUAUAUCAUUUAUGCCAUGAAGCUGCUCUUCGGCUUGGACGACAUCAAGGAGCAAAAGAUAUCCGAAUCGGCGGCAAAGAUCAACGAGCAACUGCUGGAAGUCGGCGGACCAGAAGCUCCUUUGCUGUUUGUGUUCACCGAAUGGAUGGAGUUCGUGGAGAUACGAAAAGUGAUUGUGUCACAUUACAAUCAGAGCUUUGCCCGACGCUUCGGGGUAGCCACCAAAAAUGGUAGGCAGGUGGAUGACAUCUUGGCCAAGGAGCUGAAGGAAAAGGAACAAGGGAACACCUUAAACGAGGAGGCGGGCACGCCGGCAUUGAGGCGUCAGCAGGAAAACCUGACACUCAUCAUCGAAACUAUGCUGAAGGAGCACUUUGGCGAGUCCAGCCAAGAAAGUAUGGAAAAGGAUCACAUUGAAUUCCAGCCUACCCUGACUCCGGCUCACUCCUACUUCAAAAGAAUCCAGCUGCAAGCCUCGCGGUCUGAUGGUGCGCAUGUGACCGUAAAGAUUCCAGACUGCAUGCAGGUGGACCACACGCAGCGGAACCUGGAUCCAUUUGUCCUAGAGACCAAAGAGCUCUCCCAGUACUUGGCCCAGCACGGUCUAGGCCUGCGAGUGGAGGAGCUGGCCUGCCAGGAGGACAUCCAAAAAGUAGGCCUUUUCCGGCCACUGAUAAAUCUGCGAGGCGAGAAUCGGGAGUUCCGAGCCAACUGUGAUAUUAAAACCGAGACAUGGCUCGGCGAACUAAAAAGGAAAGAGAAGCGCCCGGACCUCAGAUUCUAUCAGCCCACUGGUAAAUAUAAUAGCCGGUAUCUCAAAAUUAUAAAACAAGGUUUUAGAAAGCGUGAACUGCUUGAGCAAAAUAAUCCUUAUUGGGAGAUCACCGAGACGCCGAGUUUCUCGAUCAAAUUGAACGACAUGGAGGUGCCACUAGACACCUUGAGCUCGCUGCAAACCUUUAAGGAGGGAAACAUGGACCCCUUAAACGUCCCGCUCGAUCAGCCUCGUCGCCAUCUGGAGAAAAAGCUAAAUUCCAAAGGGCAAGAUAAGGAAUCUGAAGUAAGAACAAAGGAUAUAUGUGACGAACCGACAGACGCCGAGAAACUGUUGCUGCAAGUAUCCAACUUUGAUUGCUGGCUUCUGCACGGCUACAUGAAGAUGGCUCGGCACUCAGACAAGCGUGUGGUGCGCCAGUUGUUUUCCUGCUCCUUCCGCUGGCUGCUGGAGACCUGUGCCAGCACCAUCGGCGUGGAUUGGGAGGUGCUCUACGAACAGCUUCUGGUCAUAGAGGUGAUGUUUCACCACAGCAUUGUGAACUGGAGCAACCACAAGGAAGUCCUAUGUAUUCGGCACAAUACGCAAGAGAAGGACAUCCGAACUCUGGCGAGGACGUACAAGGACUUUUGGUAGAAUAAGAGGAUGAAAUUACAAAGGAAUAAGCAACUAACAUCUUAAAAUACUGAUGUAUUUAGCAUAUAUCUAGGGUACAUAUAAUAGUGCUAUGUUUAAAUAUAAUAGUGAUGGUAACCAUGCCCUCUACAUCAAUCGAUGAUUAAAUGUUUCUUAAGCCUGUUGACAUUCA
Molecule: messenger RNA, 2861 nt
Organism: Drosophila biarmipes
Lineage: Eukaryota; Metazoa; Arthropoda; Insecta; Diptera; Drosophilidae
Gene: TAF1B
Product: TATA box-binding protein-associated factor RNA polymerase I subunit B
Exons: 4
Coding region: 95-2689 (864 amino acids)
Biological process (GO): RNA polymerase I preinitiation complex assembly; nucleolar large rRNA transcription by RNA polymerase I
Cellular component (GO): RNA polymerase I core factor complex; RNA polymerase transcription factor SL1 complex
Molecular function (GO): RNA polymerase I core promoter sequence-specific DNA binding
Source: RefSeq, a predicted model, not a curated record